GAAGUAUUUCUGCUGCUUCUGCUUCUCCACAGAUAUCAGUAUACUAUCAUGUUCUUGGAGAGAUGGCUAUCAUCAGACUUUUGUUCACUGCUCUUCUGUUGCUUCCUUUCUUUCUAUUCUUCUCCUCCGGUGCCAAACCCCAGACUGCUGCUGAUACCCUCUCUCGAGGCCAAUCUCUCUCUGGGGAGCAGACCUUGGUGUCCAAGGGUGGCAGCUUCGAAUUUGGUUUCUUCUCCCCAGGUAACUCCCAUAAGUAUUACGUAGGCAUCUGGUAUAAGAAGGUCUCCAAGCAAACUGUUGCUUGGGUGGCGAACAGGGAGAAACCUGUCUCGAAUGCUUCAGCUUCAGAGCUGAAGCUAUCUGAAGAUGGCGGCAAUCUAGUCCUUGCGGACUCCAAAAACCAAAUCUGGUCAUCCAAUUCAACCUCCACUGCUUCAAACUCCACGAUCGCAGUGCUGCUUGACAGCGGUAAUCUCGUCUUAAAAGAUGAGUUCGGUUCUCAUAUUUUCUGGCAGAGCUUUGAUCACCCAACAAACGCAUGGUUCCCCGGAGCAAAGCUGGGGUAUGAUAAGCUCAACAAAGUGGACCGCCUCCUUACCUCGUGGAGGAAUUCGGAAGAUCCUUCAGCCGGCCCGUACUCUGUCGAGAUCAGCCCGAAUGGCAUCACCCAGUUAUACUUUCUGGUUAACAGGACUCGACAGUACUUCACUACUGGGGUUUGGGACGGGCGAAUAUUUAGUGCGAUACCAGAAAUGAGGGCGAUCAACUCCACCUUCGACUUGGUUGCCGGUAAAAACGUGAACUACUUCAGUUAUAAUGUCCCCGACGCUUCUUCUAUCGCGAACUACAUGUUGGAUUUCACAGGCCGCAUUAUAUGGCAGCAAUGGGACCCUCCUACAGAGAAGUGGGUAAUGUAUUGCUCGCUUCCAAGGGAUCCAUGUGAUGUUUAUGCUCUUUGUGGGUCCUUCAGCAGCUGCCGCAACUACAGCUCUCCCUCCUGCGAGUGUUUGCAAGGCUUUGAGCCUCUGUCCAUGGAAGAAUGGAAUUUAGGCGACCACACCAGAGGCUGUGCUAGAAAAACAUCUCUGCGGUGCGAUGGAAAUGAUGGAUUCGUGAAGUUAUCCGAUGUGCAGCUGCCCGCUAAUCCUGAAUCCUUAGCAGCCAACAGCACCGAAGAGUGCGAAUCCACUUGCUUGAACAAUUGCUCGUGUGUCGCUUAUGCUUAUGAUACCGAGUGUUUGAUGUGGAAUGGGGGUUUUCUCGGCCUUAAAAAACUGCCGGUUGGAUCGAAUAAUGAUGAAAUGUUGGGAGUUCUUUAUCUUCGGCUUGCUGCUUCCGAGUUAGUGAGGCCUAAAUCUGAGAAGGCGAGGACUGUGGCUCUCAUUAGUUCUGUGGCAGGUCUUGUUCUUAUCACCAGCCUUGUUUCGGUGUUGAUCUGGAGAUUCUGGAGGAAACCUGCUUUUGGAGUUCCUGAGGCAGCUCGAGGUUUUCUGGUUCCAUUUGAUUACAAAGAUAUAAAGAGGGCCACCAAGGAUUUCUCCGAGAAGCUCGGGCAAGGAAGCUUUGGGGCUGUGUUCAAGGGAAUUUUGCCGGACUCGACUGUCAUAGCUGUCAAGAAACUUGAAGGUGUCAGGCAAGGGGAGAAGCAGUUCAGGAUGGAAGUGAGCACGAUCGGGAUGAUUCACCAUGUCAAUCUAGUCCGUCUCCUCGGGUUCUGCUCUAAUGGUGAUAGAAGGCUACUGGUUUAUGAUUACAUACCCAGGGGUUCGCUAGAUUCAUGUUUGUUCGGAAGUAGCUCUGAGAUCUUAAACUGGAAUCAGAGAUACCAAGUUGCACUGGGGACUGCGAGAGGCUUAGCUUAUCUCCAUGAGAAAUGUAGAGAAUGCAUCAUGCACUGCGAUAUCAAGCCUGAGAAUAUACUUUUAGAUAUGAAUAUGUGUCCCAAGAUUGCAGACUUUGGUAUGGCAAAGCUCCUCAGUCAUGAAUUUAGCCGAGUGCUGACGAGCAUGAGAGGAACUUUUGGCUAUCUAGCUCCAGAAUGGCUCACAGGCUCUGCCAUCACUCCAAAAGCCGAUGUUUAUAGCUACGGAAUGAUGCUCCUUGAGAUAAUCUCAGGCAGGCGAAACACAGACAGAACAGAAGAUGGAGUAUUUGUGUACUUCCCUCUCUGGGCUGCAAUCAAAGUGAAUGAAAGGGAUGUUCUUUGCAUACUAGAUCAGAAGUUGGAGGGCGACGCCAAUGCAGAAGAGCUUAGUCGAGCUUGCAAAAUUGCUUGCUGGUGUAUUCAGGAUCAGGAGACCAGCAGACCAACAAUGGGACACGUGGUUCACCAAUUGGAGGGAGUUCUAGAUAUGGGAAUGCCUCCGAUCCCUAGGUUGCUUCAGAAACUUGCCGCGGAUGGCUUCAUCAGCACCUUGUCAGAGUCUACAGGGGAAUUCUAUUCUGCUCAAGUUUAAAGCAUGCCAUGGUGAUUGGCAGACAUGUACUAAAUAAAAAAUCAUGCUGUAUUGGUGGAAUAUUUGGCCAUUUCUGUAUGAUGUUAUAUAGACAUAGUAGAAUGUCCUGCCUUCUUGUAACUCCUUUAGAAUAAUACCUUAUGUCGAUCCUCAUUUACAGUAAAUGGCUUUGGUUGAUCUUUUCUACAGUUGUUCCCUCUGUUCUCUUCAGGUGUAAGCAAACUAUCUUAUACUUGGGAUUUGUUCUUCCUCGCCCUUUCCUGAU
This is a messenger RNA of Phoenix dactylifera (date palm), 2721 nucleotides long. The record is from RefSeq and is a predicted model, not a curated record. NCBI's taxonomy places the organism in Eukaryota, Viridiplantae, Streptophyta, Magnoliopsida, Arecales, Arecaceae.